This is a messenger RNA of Mirounga angustirostris (Northern elephant seal), 1459 nucleotides long. RefSeq names its product chromosome unknown C10orf95 homolog (gene CUNH10orf95). The coding region runs from base 413 to 1072 and encodes 219 amino acids. Lineage: Eukaryota; Metazoa; Chordata; Mammalia; Carnivora; Phocidae. The record is from RefSeq and is a predicted model, not a curated record. The transcript is spliced from 2 exons.
AGGGGAGCAGAGCCACUAAAAAGUGGUGGAGAGGAGCCUGCUCUGGACUUCUCUGGCUCCCCCAAAUGCUGGGGACCAACUCCCCCUGGGUUGAAGGAGACGAGUGCGGAGCCACCUGGGAAGAACACUUCACGAGCGAAGGCUUGAAAAGGUCUUGGGUCCUUACUGCUUACUGAGAGUCUGGGGCUCGGCUCAGCCCUGGGACAAGAGGUGAGAUGGAAGCUGAAUGCCUUAGGAAGAGUUCCCCCAAACCAUCAGGUACUGCACGUGGGCUCCUGCUGUGAGCCAGAGCCCUGGGUUACCAAGCCCCAGGGAUGGGUGGUGGAGACAGAACAAAGGGUAUCCACACACACCCCCACCGCAGGUUUGGACCAGGCCCCAGUAAAAAUGCCCGCCGCCUGAGCUUCAGACCAUGUAUUCGUACAGCUGCCUGGCAUCCGGGGAGGGCGCCUGGCCUCCGCUGCAGCCCCUAACCUACACCUACCUGCCCGGCUCUCUGCUGCUGCUCCCCAUCCACGCCCACAGCUUCUGCAGUCGGCCCCCCAGCCUCACCGCGGGCGAGUGGCCGGCUCCGCGGGAAUACCACUGCUUCCAUGGCUCAGGCGCGCCCCUGGCGGCAGCACUGCCCUCGUGGGCCUUCCCGCAGGCCUACGCCGCGGCCCUGUACCCGCCUUUCCCGGCGCCCGGCUACCUGGGGCCAUCGCUACAAGGGCCCGCGGCAGAAGGGACGGCGGCUGCUCACCGCGGGGCGCCGUGGCCCGAGGGCGGCACCCUGCAGACCGAGCUGCGCUGGGGCCACGUGCACCGCGCGCACGGCCCGCGCCUCGAGCUGCCGGACGUGGUGCGCCGGGAGCUGCGGCGUGUGUACGGCACGUACCCGCGCACCGACGUGCGCGUCACCUACCGCGGCGGCCAGUUCCUGCUUCAGGGCGCGCCGCACGUCCCGGAACCCGAGUACCGUGUGCAGAGGCGUGUGCUGCGGCCGCCUGCCAGCAGCGACAGCGGCGACAGCAGCCCGGCCACGGAAGCGGCGGAGCGUGGCCGCCGGAGGAAGAGGAAAGGCCCGAGCUGAGGACGCCGCAGGGCCCGGCGGCCGGCCCGGCCUGCACGCCGCCCACCUGCUGCACUUCUCUGAUUUCUCUCGCGUUAUUGCUGGAUAGCGGGGGAAGGGCGAGAAGAGAUCAAGAACAUCUCCGGGUGGAUGUCCUGUUUCUCUUCCCUCCCACUCGGCCUUGGGAAACCUGGGUGUGCGGCGGGAAGAAGGGCGUGGACCCUUUGUUUCGUCUCUCCCUCCUCUUCCCGAUCUUAGAAGACUGCCCUGCACCAAGCCCCUACUUUCCCUUUUUCCUCUCCUUCGUUUAACAGAGCUUCCCGAAUUGCCCAAGUUCCUCCCCAAGCCCAGGGCCCACCUAUCCGCAGGUUGUAGUAAAAAGUAAAUAAAUGAGUGAAGUCAAGUGUA